Molecule: messenger RNA, 1127 nt
Organism: Spea bombifrons (plains spadefoot toad)
Lineage: Eukaryota; Metazoa; Chordata; Amphibia; Anura; Pelobatidae
Gene: CCNG1
Product: cyclin G1
Exons: 6
Coding region: 227-1114 (295 amino acids)
Biological process (GO): regulation of cyclin-dependent protein serine/threonine kinase activity; mitotic cell cycle phase transition
Cellular component (GO): cytoplasm; cyclin-dependent protein kinase holoenzyme complex; nucleus
Molecular function (GO): cyclin-dependent protein serine/threonine kinase regulator activity
Source: RefSeq, a predicted model, not a curated record
UGCCUGGGGAUUUUGCGUUAGUCAGCUGAGUAAGGAAGUACUGCAUGGGUGUCUCGCUUCGGGUGAGGGAAGCUUCUACAUUUCAUCUCUUCUAUAUCUUGUAUUAGGAAGUUAGUUCGUUUUCAAGACCGUAACUAGAAGGAAAAGAAACGUUUGCUGAAAGAUCUCCAACGAAGUGACUUUUAAAGUAACAUAAAGGAUCGACCUCCCUGCACCGUAAAUAGAGAUGAUUGAUACACUUGUAACAUCAGAAGCUCAGGACCUUCUUUGCCAGCUGAACUCACUCUUGGAGCAGGAGCUGAAAAACCAGCCCAAGGCAUGUGGCUUGCGUCUUAUCGAAACUGCUCAUGACAAUGGCCUUCGGAUGACUGCUAGACUUCGUGAUUUUGAAGUGAAGGAUUUGCUAAGCUUAACUCAGUUCUUUGGUUUCAGUACUGAAACGUUCUCUUUGGCUGUAAACCUUAUGGACCGGUUCUUAUCAAAAAUGAAAAUACAACCAAAGCACUUAGGCUGUGUUGGACUCACCUGUUUCUAUCUCUCUGUAAAAGCAACAGAAGAGGAAAGAAAUGUUCCUUUGGCAACAGACUUAAUAAGAAUUAGCCAGUACAAGUUCACAGUAUUUGACAUGAUGAGAAUGGAAAAGAUUGUUUUGGAGAAGCUGGGCUGGAAAGUGAAAGCAACCACUGCAUGCCAUCUCUUACAGCUAUACCAUUCCCUUGUUUAUGAGAACUUAACUAUUGAAAGGAAAAAGCUCUUUAUGUUGGAGAAGCUUGAAACGCAACUUAAGGCUUGUCACUGUAGAAUUGGAUUUUCAAAAGCAAAGCCCUCUGCGCUGGCCCUGUCUGUAUUGGCACUUGAAGUUCAGGAACAAAAGUUGUUUGAACUUAACGAUGCAAUAGAGUAUCUUCGAGAAUAUUCAAAGAUCAGCUGUAGAGAUUUGUUAUGUUGGAAGGAACUGGUAUUUAAGUGCCUGGCAGAAUACUCUACAAGCAGAUGUUCCAAACCAAAUGUCCAGAAGCUCAAAUGGAUUGUGUCUGGGCGCACUGCAAGGCAAUUGAAACACAGUUACUACAGGAUAGCACAUCUCCCCACAAUUCCAGAGUCUGGUUCCUAAAGAAAAAAUAAAA